UGUGGUAUGAGUUGUCCAAGUACGAGUUGUAAAGCCCAUGUAUGUAUAUAGUCCACCAGCCUGUCUGCGGAUACUAUUUGAUCUGUGUUCCUCUAGGUUACGGGACUUAAUUUUGUGUUGGGCCAUUGGAGGUACCUUUUGCUAAUGACUACCAGGUAUCUAAGGAAUGUGCAGAACUGGUACCCACCGAUACAGUUUGACACCACGAGUUGAAUGUCAAUACAGCAGUAGAGCAUUAAUCGCAAUUUGAAUUCCUCGCCUCUUAUUCACUAGAUCAUUUAUUCUUACGCUUUUACAAUAGCCGCGUUGAUGACACGUGCCGCCUUCAAUGCAUAUCUGGAACCCUAACACGCUGCCUGACCCUGUAUCCUGAAGUAUGAACGGCUGUUAGGAGUCUCGUGCUUAAUGAUCAUUUUAAGUACCCGAAGAACAGGUUAUUCUAAAGCGCGUGGAAACGCUUCCCCUGCGCUCGCCAUAAAAGCUUCCUAAUUAAGAAAUCCCGCGAGGCAUUCAUACAGGUGUGCUUGCCAGCUUGCGUUUUUAGAACUGAGCACAUUUGGUCGCUCAACAUAGUCACGACUUGUUCCGAACAAGAAGACAAGCAUCGUUCAUCGGACAUCAUUUUGAGACACUCUGUCUAAACAGAAGUCAGCCCUGCGAGUAACGUCCAGGUCGCACCAUGUUUGUAACGGAGUCCUUCGACAGUGCACUUAGAGGAAUCUCUGCUGCCGACUAUAGGGUCGUUGAAGGCACCGACCUUCAAAGUGCCAUGUACCUGUGGAGGCAAAUGGACGGUUUCUUACUCGGCGACUCAUCGUUUCGUCCACUGCAACACAGGGUUGCCAUGACCAGGAAGUUGACAGAGUUUUAUCCUUACGCCCAAAGCAUGCUUGACAUGGGAUCCACUUUGUUGGCAACAUGGGGUACUGUGCUUCAAUACCCCAGAGAUACAUGCUGCCUACCCCAUUCUCUGAUGUUCACACGUCCAACUGCCAUGGUUCAUAUGUCCCUCACAGGUUGGGUAAAGAACGAAACUGCAGAUUACUGAGUAAGAUUACACUACAUGCGUGAGUAGAACGUCAACGUUUCAAGAAUGAUCUGACAAAAGAACAAUGAAUCUGAGGGUCACUAUGGGAAGAUCAUUUCUUUCUUUGUGCAUGUAAAUGCGUGCGUGUACACGUCGUUUCAUUCUACAUUUUUACGUGAUAAUGCUGGUAAUUGUGGUGCAUCAAUAAGGGAUCAGAAAGGAAGGGGAGUUCACGACUGCAUGUACGCUGCACAGGGUGCACUUUACUUUACUUUACUAAUUUAUUGACUAACUACACUUGAUAAAAACAGCUUUCUCUGUGUGCGUGCCUGAGCGCGCUCGCUUUCAUUUGUACAUUUUGACUGAGUUCAUCGCCCAUUUUUUAAGUCAGGGAACGGUAACGGUAGCUGAGGAAGAAAGGCCGUAUUACCGAAAUGAGAGAUGGUAUCGAUACCGGAAACGGGAACGCAUACCACGGUACUCCAUUACCGGAAGCGGAAACGAAACUGACCAUCUUGUAUUGAAUUCGGGCAAGAGUUAUUCCGGUUGUGCAGUGACAUGAUGGACUUUUCAUUUUCUUUCCUUUUUAUUUUGUCUCUAUUCCCAGCAACAUAUGCUGUGAAUACCAAAGUGAGUUUAAUUGCAAAUAAAAGCACACUUUACGUGACCCGUUAGUGAGAAUUUUGAAGAAAGUAUUCAAUAACGAAACAGAGAAAUAGGUUGAGAAGCAUUUGUCUGCAGAAAGUAAUCGGUCAUAAGUCAACAGGAGAUAAACUAUAGUCCAGUUCAACUUAGGAAGGGAAAAAAAUGUAUUCCGGCAGCUCUCAAAAUAUUACUGCGCCGCAGAUGGGAUAGCUGGACGCAGAGUGGUCACGCUCUCUCCCUGCGCCAGAUAAUGUAAUCAAACAUACUCACUUCGCUUUCGUAUUGGUUGUUAAGACUAUGACACUACGUUGCAGCAGAAAGUGCUCUCCUCUACCGGUGGCGUAUGGAGACGCUGCACUCCUUCUCCUAGCGCGCUAUUGCAGCUCCUUAUCUCCAACGGCGUACGUUGUUGACGGAGUAGAUUUCUUUUCCUUCGUAAGUUGAACACGACUAGUCCACAUGACAACACAAUAUGAACAGCUGUUAUGCAGAAAGCUUGUAGGUUCUGUUGACAUUUUUGUCUGUUGACUAUAAACAGAACGGCAACAGCAAUCUCCGUGACUACAAUUGUUUCACGGUCUGUGUGUUUCUCUAAGAUACGGGAGUUAUUUGUGUAUUGAGACUUAAUUUUGUGACUAAUUGGGCCGUUGGAGGUGAAGCCGACCCAGUCUCCGUACCUUUUACUAAUGAUUACCAGGUUCCCAGCGUGCACAGGAACCUGAACCAACCAAUACAGUUUCUCUCAUGAGUCCAAUGCCGACACAGAAGCACACAAUAGUAGCUGCAACUUGAAACCCUUUUACCUAAUUACCUGUCACUCGCUGGACGGUUUAUUUCGAUAUUUUUUCUUGGUUGCCUUAAGGCGGAUUCAUGCGACCUAGUUCACGUUCGCUUCUGAAGACAGUUGACUGCACCGUUACAAGAUUGUUCUGUUCGCUUUCCUUUCUUCACGCGCUUUAAGGAAGAGUCGGCAUCAGCGUGCAGAGCAUGCUAGCAAACGAUAAAUCCAUUAUUUUCAUUCGCAGGGAUCUGAAAAGCUGCAACCAAGCUUGUCGAUUUUUCUUUUUUGAUUGCCAUCAAUUCCCAGACUGUCACUGUAGGGAAUGACAUCAUCCUGGCCCAAAUAUCGCGGGCAGGCGUGCCGAGAUGAGCGAUUUUGUUGCACCUCCCAUGGACUCCCAUGUAUUGAAAAUUUGACAAACAUGAAUUCGCCAAAAAUCAGUGAAUCGGGCCAGGCCUUCAAAACUACGUGAUUCCCUAGAUAAACUCGAGGAGAACACCCCUGUACCAGUUUCCUGUAGUAAUUUAGCGAGGUUUACGAGAACCGUGCGGACAAAAAUUCCCCAUAGACUUCCUUAAGAAGUGAAUCCGCCUUAAGGGCGUGCACUUUCUUUAAAGCACGUCUGGAUCCCAAGCACGCACCACCUGUUGCUGGAAGUAUGAACGCCUGCUAGAUGUCUCUGCGCGUAAUGGGCAUUUAACUACCUGUAGAACCAUAACCUAACUGCGCGUCCCAUAAAACAUGCCUAACGAAGAAAUGGCUCGAGGUACUCAUACGUGUUUCUUCGCCAGCUUGCGACGUUUACAACUGCGUACAUUUAACGGCUCAGAUGAUCAGGACACGUUCCGAACGAGGAGACAACCGUUCACUGGGUAUCAUUUUGAGACACGCUGUCUCAAACCCAAGUCAGCUCUGCGAGUAACGUUCUCGUCGCGCAGGAUAAACCGACUUUCUGGACUUUUGUCAUGCAAUUUUACGACCGUGCACUUAGAGGCAUUUCUGAUGUUGGUAGGUGACCAUUGUAUGAAACUAUCGUAAAGCACCACUAGAUUUGAAUGAACGAAGCAUUAAAACGGAAGCAAGCUGGUGAAGCGAUAUUGAUGAUAUCGUGUCCUUGAGCUUGAGGUGGUGGUUGGAGCAUGAACAUCCCUCUCUACUUGUGUUUUGUGUUCCUGUCCCUGCCACCUCCUCAAGCUAGAGGAUUUGAUACCUUCAAGAUCUGAAUGUGCAUCGAGGAGUGUAAGCUUUACGGCGAGACAUGGCCAAUUUAUAGAAGCGAAAUUUGCCAUGUACGUUACAGCUCAGUGUGCGCGGGAACCCCUAGUGACUACAUGACUUUAUGUUGUUUCAGAAUAUGGAGCCGUUCCAUGCAUCUGUGGCGCCCAAUGAACGUUUUCUUCCUCGGCGACUCAUCUUUCCACACCCUGCAAAACAGAGUUGUCAUGACGGGGAAGUUGACAGUUUUAUCGUUGUCCCUACAACAGAUUAACAUGGAAUGCACUUGUUGGGGAAAAUGGAACACAGUGCUUCAACACAGAGGAGACACGUGCUGCAUACCAUCAUUAUUUUAUGGCUGCGAUGAUGACAUGUUUAUCGUCAUGGUUUAUAUCUCCCACAGGGCGGGUUUGGGAUGAAACUGCAAAUUCGUUAGUAAGCUUACAGUACAUGCGUGAGCAGGUCGUCAACAUUUUACCAGAAAUUACACACGUCUAUCAAUUCACAUAUAUAUAAUUCCACACAGAGAACGCUACGCUAACGUAUCGUAAAUAAUUUUCAUGCGUACAAAGCUUGACAAGAGUAUGACACAAGUGACACAAGUCAAAACGCACGCGAAACAAAUAUUCCAUCGCUAUAAUUUCCGAUGUGGCCCAAAAAAGCUAAUCAUCGUCUUCCGUUAACACGAUUACACCAGCCAUUUAGUGUAGUACUAUAAUCUGUGAAAGUCUGUUCCGGUUAUCAAUACAUAUCGCUGAAAAAAGGGAUAUAAAGAUAUCCACAUGUCUAAAGCUGGGCAUGACACAUGUUUAGUUCGUUGUUCAUCGGUCGACGUGUGUACGCUGCUCAUAGCCACAGUUACUGGCAGAGCGCUAACACGGUACAAAAAAAUUGGGGCGAGCUCAGUCGUGUUCUAGUUGCUGCGCAAGAAAAGUCCCAACUAUCAUCUUCAUCAUCCGUGUGCGAACCGUAGUAUUUUCCCUUCCCCGAGUACGACACGGCGAGGGUAUAGCGCACGUCAAUCGCGAAACCGAACUUACAGACGUAUUGACGUAAAAAAUAAGAAUAAUAAUGAUAAAAGUACAAUAAAAAUAAAUAAAAACGAAAAAAGUUUGGUGUUGAGUUGAAGAGUAGUGUAAAGCGUAUUGUCCAACGCUUUCCGGUGGCUUCUGAAUAAAUCUGUUGUAGGCAUUUGAAGCGGUUUCAAGUCACAUGUUUUCCAGUGCAGACAAAGACUGCGCGCUGUUCGAAUUAUUGUAAAUUAAUCUGAUGAUUACACACGCACACACACAUAAAGAUACGAUGAUGAGAUGAUUACUAUAACAAGGUACUUUUCUUUCUCUGUGCUGGACGCUAGACCUUUUGACAUUGUAAAGGUGUUUGGUGUGUGGCCCCCCAUAGCAAGAGGGAUGCAGCUCUAACUGCGCUUCUGGAGUUUAUUGCAUAGUGUUCUUUGGAAUCCGAUUGUUAUGUUUUGUGCGCUGUCGGUGUGUGAUGUUGUGAUUGUUGCCGCGGUAGCGGACAUCAAUGCUGUUGCUAUUGCGCUGUCGUUUAUGUUGCGCACAUGUUAUCGCUUUGUAUUGUGGUCCCGCGACUACGUUUUGGGGAGUGCAUGUGUUACGACACGUUUCUGUUCUUGCCAUAGUCUUUUCUUUUCUUUUUUUUGAGUACAUGUUUCUUUCUGUUUGUUUUUUUUGUCUUUCUGAGUAGCAAAAUUAGUUGGGUGCCGAAUUCAAUUCUCUAGAUAUUUUUAAAUUUUUUAAUCAACCUAUCAACUGUCUCUGUGCUUGUGUACCGCGUGUGCACGCGGUUUCAUUUUACGUUUGUACGUGAUAAUGUGGAUAAUUGUUGAGUAUCGACAAGGGUCACAGAAAAGAAAGGGAAUUCAGUACUCCAUGUACGCUGCACGCGCGCACACUGUGCGGCUUAAAAAGGUCUCUCUGUGUGUGCAUGUGUGGGUGCCGUGCGUGCGCGCGCGCGCGUUCAUUUUACAUUUUCCGUGGAUGGACUUAGGACAGCCACUGUGACACCAGCGCGUCUAAGAAAGAAUGACAAGUGAUCGCCGAACAAGGAAGGAAGAAGCUGAAGACAGAAAUCGUUAACUAUUAAAAAAAACUACUAUUGUUACAUAAUGCUCUAAUCUAAACUACAUAAACACCUUUUCAUACCUUGUAAUAAACAGCGCAAAUGAUGAAAUAAAUGCCAGCGACCAGA
Molecule: messenger RNA, 5882 nt
Organism: Ornithodoros turicata
Lineage: Eukaryota; Metazoa; Arthropoda; Arachnida; Ixodida; Argasidae
Exons: 4
Coding region: 680-1048 (122 amino acids)
Source: RefSeq, a predicted model, not a curated record